AUGAAGUCUACAAAUGACAACAACAAUGGUAGCAAUAGUCAUAAUAACAACUGGUUGGGUUUCUCUCUCUCACCCCACAUGAAAAUGGAGGUUUCUUCAAACCCUCAUCAUCAGUACAAUCAUCAUCAUCAUCAACCUCAGCAAGUUAGCAAGUUCUUCCUUCCGGCUUCUAUCUCUCUCGUUCUUCACACCUCAACAGCUCUGCAAUCUGUUAUGGGGUUUGAGAAAAUGGUGGCUUUCACUCACCCUUGGAUGGUGCAAAACUCUUCCCCUAAACUUGAGGACUUUCUUGGUGGUGCAACAAUGGAAGCCCACCACCAAUAUAGUACCCAUGAGAGAGAAGCAUUGGCUCUAAGCUUAAACAGCAUGUACUACCACCACCAAAUUGCUGAUCAACAAACCAACAGACAAAAACAACAAUAA
Molecule: messenger RNA, 423 nt
Organism: Camellia sinensis
Lineage: Eukaryota; Viridiplantae; Streptophyta; Magnoliopsida; Ericales; Theaceae
Source: RefSeq, a predicted model, not a curated record